Silurus meridionalis is the source of this 2618-nucleotide messenger RNA. It is a transcript of the gene slc25a28, whose product is annotated as solute carrier family 25 member 28. Gene Ontology annotation, molecular function: ferrous iron transmembrane transporter activity. The transcript is spliced from 4 exons. The record is from RefSeq and is a predicted model, not a curated record. Bases 239 to 1402 code for a protein of 387 amino acids. Gene Ontology annotation, biological process: iron import into the mitochondrion. Gene Ontology annotation, cellular component: mitochondrial membrane. NCBI's taxonomy places the organism in Eukaryota, Metazoa, Chordata, Actinopteri, Siluriformes, Siluridae.
AAUCCAAUCACAGAGCAGGAACCGAGCUCGGCACUUCCGUCUGCGGCCUGUAUGUCCUGUCAUCCCGCGCUACGCACUUCCCCACGCGUGGGUAACUGUUUGCCCUUUCCAGCCUAGCCCGGCCAUGGACGUGUCCGGAGUGUAAACAUCUGGACAGUCUUGAAUAAAGACACCGGAUGUUUUUCGGAUAAUUACAGCAAACACGUUGGUAACCAGAGGACUGUGUGUCUGGUUGAAAAUGGAAGCGGAAGGUUUGGUUCGCAGGAGGCGGAUGAGCGCGGAGCCGCCGGGGGGAGAAGGCGCGGUGGCAGGAGCUUCCGCCGGCACUGAAGUUCGCUGGCUCGGGGGCAGGAUGUGGGCUCUGUCCGAAGGCAUAAUGGGAACUCUGGCACCGCGAAUAGGAGGUGAAUCGGAACUUAGCACGAUGCAACUUCAUGGGUCCCAGGAAGUGUCCGAGAUUUUGGAACCGGACUACGAAGGGCUGCCUCAAGGAGCUUCUACCAGCACUUACAUGUUGGCCGGGGCUGUAGCGGGGAUCAUGGAGCACUGCCUCAUGUUUCCUAUCGACUGUGUGAAGACCCGCAUGCAGAGCUUGCAACCCGAUCCAGCCGCCCGCUACCGUAAUGUAAUGGAUGCGUUAUGGCGCAUCAUGAGGACUGAGGGUAUCUGGCGGCCUAUCAGAGGCCUGAAUGUGACAGCAGUGGGGGCAGGGCCCGCCCAUGCGCUCUACUUUGCCUGCUACGAGAAGCUAAAAAAGACUCUUGGAGAUGUCAUCUACCCAGGAGCUAACAGUCAUUUGGCGAACGGAGCUGCAGGAUGCGUGGCCACAUUGCUUCAUGACGCCGCAAUGAACCCGGCUGAAGUGGUGAAGCAAAGGAUGCAGAUGUUUAACUCGCCCUACCAGAGCGUGCUGGAGUGCAUGCGCUAUGUUUGGCGACAUGAAGGAGCUGGGGCUUUUUACCGCAGCUAUACCACGCAGCUCACCAUGAACGUGCCGUUCCAGGCGCUGCACUUCAUCACCUACGAGUACCUCCAGGAGGUGCUCAAUCCCCACAGACUGUACAACCCAUCAUCUCAUAUGAUUUCCGGGGCUCUAGCUGGGGCGGUGGCUGCCGCCGCCACCACACCGCUAGACGUGUGUAAGACUCUGUUAAACACACAGGAGACACUGGCGCUGCACUCAGUGAGCCCUGGCCGAGCACAGAUCUCAGGCCUGGCCCAUGCCUUCAGGACAGUAUACAGGCUGGGUGGCCUGCCUGCCUACUUCAAAGGUGUGCAGGCUCGAGUCAUCUACCAAAUGCCCUCUACAGCCAUCAGCUGGUCUGUUUACGAGUUCUUCAAGUAUGUCAUCACCAAGCAUCAACUUGAGCGGCUGAGAAUGCAGAGGGAUGGAGAGAAGUAGAUGCUUGCACGCUUAUUGUCGAACCCUGCCCUUGACCAGCAACUCCCCUGGCCUUGACUUUCUCUCUCUCUUGCUGUCUCUCCUGUUUGCUGCAACGCCGACAAGACAUGCAUGCUACAGAGAGACAGAGAGAAGUAGCCGCUCACACGCACACUCGUCUUGGCCUGUCCUUGCUCAGAAGAUACCCAGGACUCCUUUCCCUCUUUUAAAUUUAUUUUUCUUUUCUUUUUUUUUUCCCCCUUUCGCACAAUCUUCACCACUACACCAACGACCAGGGCUCAAUACUGCACAGGGAUAGACUGGUUGGACAUCUGAACAAUAUUUAUAUCAACAGUUGCUUUGCACUAGAGUUUCAUAAAUCCCAAAUGUGAUUACCCUUGGUCCCACCAGAGGGCAUCAAAGCCUCUACUAAGUUAAAAGUUGCUAAUUAGAGGAAGAUCUUUGAAAUUCAGUGAUCUACAAUAGAACACUCUGUAAUAUAGCUUUCUACAAGCAAAGGUAGAGUAAUGUAUAGAAACUGAGGAUGUAUAGUAAUUGAGGAUAUAUUUUUAAAAUUUCCAGACAGAUCACAAUUGUAACUAAUCAAAGCAUUUAGACCAAAUAUAAAUUAAAAGGUUAAUAUUGAUCAGAGAUAGAAAAAUAAUAGCACAAUGAACUUUUCCUAACAAUUGGUUUUGCUUAUUUAUUAUUAAAUAACCAUUUUAGAUUUAAAAUCUAUCCUGAAAGAAUUUUUGGACCCCUAAUUUUACAUUAUUGGUUUCGAGUUUCCUGAGCAUUUGAGAAAGCAUUGCUGGGAAUAAAUGCAGUUAAAAGAAGCUCCAUUUCCUUCUGAUGUUUAUAACAUUACUGCAUUGUCUGUAAACUGCAUAGAAAGCAAUAACAGUGUUUAGUAAUUGGAAUAUUGUUCUAAUUUUACCAACUGUUCUUACUUGCACUGAUUAAAAUUGAAGGCCAUUUAAGAGACGUGAUUGUGGUAAAUGUAAUGUGCAUUUACUGUAAUGUACCGAGUGUUUGUAGACAGAGGGAUAUAAUGACCUCUGGGAAACAUCAUAGAUGGUUUUUGACUGAAGUCUGUUUUAUUGCCCCUGUUGCUUGAUUAUACCUUAAUGUUGAUAAGUUAUGGAGUUGGUCCUUUUGGCAUCUGUCUUUGCUCAACCCUGUUCCCAGCUUUCAAUAAAGUAGCAGUGCAGUGACUACUGCCUGCUUAAAAUAGUGA